GGCGCGCUGACCCUGUACAUAGCGCUAACGGGAUGUUAGGGGACACCGUGCUGCCAGGAAUGCUCCUUCUGACGAGAUGUGAAACCAAUUUAACAGUCAUGAAAGAUCCCCUGGUGCUUUUCACAAUGAGCCAAGUGGGGGAGCUAGCAGAGCGCUCAGCUGGGUGCUUGCAGAUGCUCCUGCACUGCGUGCCCUCUUACAACACUCUUUCCUUGUGCCAGAGGCCAGCAGGGCAGCAAUCUGCAAAGAGCUGAAGAUGCGCUGCUGGAUCCUCUUCCUUUCCCUGCUGGGCUUUCUGCCCCUUGUGAUGCCCACGUGCCCCGCGUCCUGCCAGUGCAGCACCUACAUCGUCAACUGCAUGUCGAAGGAGCUGACCGAAAGCAGCCUCCCCGCGUCCUUCAGCCCCUCAACUCAGAUGAUCUUCCUCAACAACAACCAGCUCACCAGCAUCCCCAGCGGGCUCCUGGAUAACCUGCUGAGCCUCCAAGUGGCCUACCUGUGGGGGAACCCCUGGGAAUGCGACUGCAACAUCCUCUACCUGCGCUCGUGGCUCCAGUGGCAGCAGAAUCGGACCCUGUAUAGGAACGUGGUGUGUGCCUCCCCAGAACACCUGCGAGGCAGGAUCAUCGCGUACAUGUCAGAGGAUGAGCUCGUCUCUACCUGCCAGUACUGGUACUGCAGCAUCGCGCUCUUCUCCCAGAUCUGCCUCUUCCUCUUCAUCCUCCUCCAGGCUGUCCUGCUCGUCUUCAUUAUCGUGUUCCUGAACAGAUUCCAGAGGAUCGCCAAUGUAGCCAGGCAGACCACCAAGGAGAUACACCAGCACGUAGAUACAUGGGCUCCCGUUUCAGAGAAUGGCUAUGACAUUGAUUAACGUCACAAGGGCUUUCAGUCCUCAUGCUUCAGGGCAUAAACUGAUCAGCGGGGCCAGGAAGGACAUCCUUCCUCCUGCGAUUGUAGCGUUGCACGGGCCAUCUGGUGCAUUACGCUGAGAGCCAGCUGUUCUCUGAAGCAUCAGGAACAGGCCACUGUCUAAAGCAAGACAUAGGCUUGGCCUAUUCUUCUGUCGCAGUGCAGCUAAUCUUGGGAUGUUAAAAUUCUGCACUCUUCCAAAGGGAUCGAAACAGGAUUGGGACCAACUGUUCUUUUAGCAAACCUGUGCAGACUUGGUUGCUUUGCUGAAGUGAAAACUGCUACUGGUCUGGUCUCUUCAGAGAUUGUGAUUCUCUGUGCAGAAUCACGUACACCAAGAACCAGAAGGAACUAACUUAAAGCUGGCAAGGGCCAGGGCAGUCUGAGCUAACGCUGCUGCUAUGUGCUUCAUGCUCGUUUGGUCCCAGGGCUCCACUGGCCGAGCCCACAUGCUAAAACACUUGGGGCUGAGCUUAGAAAGUCCCUGAUUCUGCUGGUUUGUUACAACGUGGGCCGAAGACGGCAGGCUGGCCCCGUGGUUAAGUAACUGGAGUAGGCCACAGGAGAGAUGGGUUCGAUUUCCCAGCUCUGCCUCUGAUUUCCUGCGUCACAGGCGGCAAGUCAAUCAGUCUCACUGUGCCACAGUAAAAUCGGGCUAAUGCUCCUCCCUGCUGGCCACGCUUUGCCUUGUCUGCUUCGGGUGGGGCUGUUCAAAAGCCCACAGUGUUGCCUCAAUUCUGUUCCCACUAAAUGAAGGCGGGAGCCCAGUCAGGCCAAUGCCGAGUGCUUCUGAAAUCCUCGCCCUUUUAGGGCAGCGAUUGCAUCUUCCUAUGUGUCUGUACGCUGCCCAGCGGAGCGGGGGCCUCUAGGGGCUACUGAGAUGGCAAGAAAUACAUAAUGCAGCUUUAGCCAUUUCUAACAGUCCUUUCAUGUCUGUAACAAAACCGUAUUAAAAUAAUGCUGAUGCAGAUGGUUCUUCCCAGGCUGAAACAUGUAUCUGCUUUAAACUCCUUGCAAACCAUGCAAGCAGGGGAAACGCCCAGGAGAGGGUCUGGGGUGGGACUUUGUUUUAAAAAGGGUGUUCCUUGGAAAUGGAAUUGGGGGGGAAAAGAUUCAUCCCGGGCUCUGCACUGCUGGUUCUUAAUGUGGAGUUUCUUUGAAUUCAGGUUUUACACGGACGAUUUGGGUUGUUUCUGGUUUUUAUUUACGCCGAGGCCCGUGUCUGAGUGCCUGGUAAUUUGCCAGGAGAGGGGCGAAGAGGAAGGUAGGCGAGCUGGCAAGAUGGAACGGGCGUUUAAGAUGAAGCAGUGGCCCUGCAGGCCUGUAAUAACUCCGGGGAUUGGUACUGGGACAGUGGCGGCUUAGGUCACUGGUUCCCAUCACCAGGGACCACUCUGGCAGGGGCUGAGGGCACUGGCGGUUCCUCAGCACCCGAAGGGUUAACCUCAGCUCACCGAUCCUACUCCCUUUACAGAGGCACUGAGGGCAAGGCCAGUAAAUUGUUUUGGAGGCUGGAUGGCAGAGUGGUUCUGGGGAUGGUUGGGCUCCACUUUCAGGGGCAUCCUAGACCUGGG
Messenger RNA from Mauremys reevesii (Reeves's turtle), 2483 nucleotides. It is a transcript of the gene GP1BB, whose product is annotated as glycoprotein Ib platelet subunit beta. The coding region runs from base 257 to 871 and encodes 204 amino acids. Lineage: Eukaryota; Metazoa; Chordata; Testudines; Geoemydidae. The transcript has 3 exons. The record is from RefSeq and is a predicted model, not a curated record.